This is a messenger RNA of Lagenorhynchus albirostris (white-beaked dolphin), 3451 nucleotides long. RefSeq names its product ARB2 cotranscriptional regulator A (gene ARB2A). Gene Ontology annotation, molecular function: siRNA binding. Gene Ontology annotation, biological process: regulatory ncRNA-mediated heterochromatin formation. Lineage: Eukaryota; Metazoa; Chordata; Mammalia; Artiodactyla; Delphinidae. The transcript has 12 exons. Bases 163 to 1476 code for a protein of 437 amino acids. Gene Ontology annotation, cellular component: nucleus. The record is from RefSeq and is a predicted model, not a curated record.
GGAAGUGCAACUGGAACUUGUUCGGGGCGCGGAUCCGGAGAGGGAAAGUCGUAACAACCGCACGAGGGAGUUCGGCUGGCGAGCUGGAAGGCCACGCCUCCUCCCGCCUCCCCCCACAGCCCUGUAGCUGGGGGCAGAGCUCAGACUGUCUUCUGAAGAUUGAUGUCUAUUUCCUUGAGGUCUUUAAUUUUGUUGCCAAUUUGGAUAAGCAUGGCACACAUCCAGCAGGGAGGUCCAGAUGAAAAAGAAAAGACAACAGCCCUGAAAGAUUUAUUAUCUAGGAUAGAUUUGGAUGAACUAAUGAAAAAAGAUGAACCACCUCUUGAUUUUCCUGAUACACUGGAAGGAUUUGAAUAUGCUUUUAAUGAAAAGGGGCAGUUAAGGCACAUAAAAACCGGGGAGCCAUUUGUUUUUAACUACCGGGAAGACUUGCACAGAUGGAACCAGAAAAGAUAUGAAGCUCUUGGAGAGAUCAUCACGAAGUAUGUAUACGAGCUCCUGGAAAAGGACUGUAAUUUGAAAAAAAUAUCUAUUCCAGUAGAUGCCACUGAGAGUGAACCAAAGAGUUUUAUCUUUAUGAGUGAGGAUGCUUUGACAAAUCCACAGAAACUGAUGGUUUUAAUUCAUGGUAGUGGUGUUGUGAGGGCAGGUCAGUGGGCUAGAAGGCUUAUUAUAAAUGAAGAUCUGGACAGUGGCACACAGAUACCUUUUAUUAAGAGAGCUAUGGAUGAGGCCAGUGCCACAAUAACAUAUAUACAAAUAUCUCAAGAGAAUAAUCCAAGCCAAAUAAUAGAAGGAUAUGGAGUAAUAGUACUGAAUCCCAAUGAAAACUAUAUCGAAGUAGAAAAGCCGAAGAUACAUGUACAGUCAUCUUCUGAUAGUUCAGAUGAACCAGCAGAAAAACGGGAAAGAAAAGAUAAAGUCUCUAAAGAAACAAAGAAGCGACGUGAUUUCUACGAGAAGUAUCGUAACCCCCAAAGGGAAAAAGAAAUGAUGCAGUUGUAUAUCAGAGAAAAUGGUUCUCCUGAAGAACAUGCAGUCUAUGUGUGGGACCAUUUCAUAGCCCAAUCUGCAGCUGAGAAUGUAUUUUUUGUUGCUCAUAGCUAUGGAGGACUUGCUUUUGUUGAACUGAUGAUUCAACGAGAAGCAGAUGUGAAAAGUAAGGUGACUGCUGUGGCGUUGACAGACUCUGUUCACAAUGUGUGGCAUCAAGAAGCUGGCAAAACGAUUCGAGAAUGGAUGAGAGAGAACUGUUGUAAUUGGGUCUCUAGCUCAGAACCGUUAGACACAUCAGUGGAGUCCAUGCUGCCUGACUGUCCCCGAGUCUCAGCAGGCACCGACCGUCACGAGCUAACUUCCUGGAAGAGCUUCCCGUCUAUUUUCAAGUUCUUUACCGAAGCCUCUGAGGCAAAGACCAGUUCCCUGAAGCCGACUCUGACGCGGCGCUCCCACCGAAUAAAGCACGAAGAGCUGUAAGAGGAGAGCGAGCGAGACGGGGGAGGGGAAGCCGAGGACGCACACUCGAGCAUAUGCAUCCACACGUCUCCCCACCGCCUGUUGUCGGCGAGCAGACUCCCAGCCCCUCAUUAGAUUGUUUUCUUCCUAGAGCACAGGGUCGUGAUAUAUACAUCUAAAUAGCGUUUUGCAUUAUUUCUAGAUGAGUGCAACUGUCAAAGCAGUAUGGGUUCACUGGUCGUGCUUCCUGCGGGCUGUGCUUGGGCUUCGCGCUGCCCGUCAGCGCGCAGAUUAAGGCCGACAGCGCCCUGCCCGGCGCGGCCGGCGCGCCUCUAAUUGCCCUGAUGGAGCCAGCGCCGGUGCUACGGGGCGAGGGGCGUCUGCGCGGUCCUACCGCCCGCAGCCACGUAGCCGCAGCUCCGCUCCUCUCCUCUCCCCCGGCCCCCCUUCCCCCUGAAUCAUAUCCAUUUUUUUUCUCCCCCGAACCGAACCGAAGGAAACUUUUAUUCUAGACUUAAAACUCCUGUUUUAAAAAGUUUUUUCCGUAAGGGCGUCUAUGUCUUUUUUUUUUUUUAAGGAAGUCUCCCCCCUCCCAAGCCAAAUUUAAAUUCAUAACGUGAAUUCCGUGAUGUACUGUGUAGUUCGGGGAGGGCAAAUUGUUCACUCCCUAACGAUCUAUUUUCAUUUCGAGACCAGAAGAAAAACUGCAUUAGAAAAAUCUAUAAAGUACCCAAUCCACGUUAUCGCUGGAAACCUUGCCAACUGAAUACGAGAUUUUACACAAGUCUCUAAUUUCAGAAGAGAUUGUUUAAACCAAAACAUAAUGAUGAGCAAAUUUUUAAGUACAUGUGGGAAAGGUUUCAUUUUCAAGGGAGUUUCCAACUUUAUCAUUAGAAUUUACUUUUUUAAAUAUAUAAUGUGUGUUGGGUAGCACUGUAAUUUAGAUAGCAUACUUAAGUUUUGUUUAAAUCUUAAUGUGGAGGAAGUUUGUUGUUGUUAAUCCUAAGUAGAGUGGUCUAUUUUGAGCUUUCAUAGAGUUAGACCUUUUUAGGGAGAGUAUUUUUUAUCGUCGUAAGGAAAAGGAAUCUGUGCGCUUGAACCUUUUCCUUCUGAAAGGCUUAGUGGGGCUAAAAUGAUUCUUUUAGUUUUCUGCUUCAACAGAAAGGGAAAGACCUGGUGUGAAAGACUUUUCUCCUCUCAAUCCAAUGGUAUAAUUCGUAGUAGUCCACCUCCUCUGUAAGGUUUUGCCUUACAGUUUCCAACAAUUAAGUAUUUUAAUCCAGCUAGGAUCUGGCCAACUCUGUGAAAUAUGAGGUAAAAUAAGUUAAGGUUUUGCUGACUUUUAAAUUCACAUGUUAAAUCUUAACAUUAUUACUUUUUUAAUUACUUGUAGAAUUUAAUUACCUAGUGAAGAUUCUGUUUCUAAUAAGUGAGGAUCUGAAUUUAGUAUUUUUUUUCAUCCUUUUUUAAAAUAUACGCAACAAUAUGCCUGCCUUACUUGAGGACACGACAAAAUGUACCCAAAAUAACUUAGAACUGUUUCACUCCUCAGAAAAAUAACUUAAAAUAACCACCUCACGGAUAAAAUGUUUUUAUACUAGGAACCGAUUUCAGCAAGUUUUAAAACUGGUAGUAUCUGUGUUUGGUACACAAGUGCAUUAAUUAGUUCUCAUAAUUUCAAUGAUGGUAAAUUAAGGUGAUCUUUCUUUCAGUAAUCUUAUAUGCAUAUCUUUCGAUGUUAUUUUAGCAGGAACAACAUAGGACGAAAAAGCAAAAUGUCAUUUUAUCCAAUUCCUUGGGUGGCUUAAAACGUGUAACCCCAGCAAUGUCGAGCAUGUUGCUCUGCAAUCUUUUCUGUUUUAGAAGUAAUAGUGAACUGUGUAAAAUAAUGGUACCUUCCACGGAGAGGAUUUGAGAAUUGAUGUGGAUUGAAUAUAUUUUUCCAAGUGUUAUAAAUUGUGUGCUGUUUUCAGAAUAUUAAAAUGUUCACAAGAAA